GAUUUCACCUUCCACCGCUCAGGCGAUAUAUUUUCAGUUUCGCGCCGGGCGGCUCAGCGUCAAGACGUCUCUUGCUCGCUUAUUCGGCAGACCUACAUAGGCAGAGACCAGCGGCCAGAGCGUUAUUCAAGUGCAACCUAGCUACAUAGCAGCAGCGGCAGCAGCAGCCGCCGCCGCCGGGGGCUCGCUCUGCGUGCGCGCGCGCACAAAACACGUCGUCGCAAUAUCUCGUCGGCACUCGGCAGUACGCUCGGAGGGGACGACUACGGCGCGCGCGUCGACCGACAGAGCAGCACCGCGUGCCGCAGCCGCUCUUCGCAUCGCAGUAGGCUGGUGAGCUGCUGCAGCAGAGACUACUCGUGCGCUUUUCCCCCGGAGCCGAAGGAAGGUGAUCCGCAGUUUCCCUCGCGUGGCCCUUCAGGAGCGAGAGAGGAGAGAAGAACGCCGCUCGCAGCUUCUGCACACACACAGGUCCAGUCAAACCGUCUUGCCCGAGUCAUCAUCGUCAUCAGUAGAAGCUAGGAUGGCGAGCACUUCGGAGAAAACGACGGCGGCGAAGCGCGCGGUCGACAAAGCUGCGCGCAAGGCCGAGAAAAAGCUCCAGCAGCAGCAGCAAGCCCAACAGCAGGCGGCAGCGGCUGCCGCGCAGGCGGCCAGUCAGAUGAACAACAACCACGAGGACAGCUCGGUCAAGGUAGUGCACGAGGAGCAGAUCCUCGAAGCGAUCGACCAGCUGCGCAGGCGCAAAGCCCGGCCGGAUGCCGACCGCAUCUGCAACUACUUGCUACGCAAGUUCUCCGUCGACGCCAGGGAUACCAUUGCUGAUCUCCACCUGCUCAUCGAGAGCGAGAAAGUCAUCCAGGUCGACUACAAGGGCAACACCAGCUACAGAAAUGCCUCCAAGUGGACGAGGCUACAGCUCUACAAGAACAGGCCCGAAGGCUUCGUCAAGGAGAAGAUCAAUUCGAGCAUGGUCGCCAGCGCCGUUGCCGAGCUCGUCAUCGAGGAGCCCGAUUACUUGGAUCAGGGCGUUCCUGCUAUCAGGUUAGUCGAACAGCUGUUAGACGGUGUAUCGAACCCUACCUCAAGGCGAAUGGUCGAGGACUUUCUGAGCAAGGAAGUCGCCAGCGGCAACCUGGCACGAUUCGUCAACGGCAACUAUUCACUCGUCGACGGCAGCCACAUGAGCAGCAACGGUGCCGCAGCUCCGCAACAGAACGGCGAGCUCGCCGGUAAGGCCAGAGGCCCGAGUAGCAGCAUCACGGCUGCCUCGACGCCCUUCAAGGAGGCCAGCAAUCCCUACGACCUCAACGAGUUCGAGGAAUUUGCCUCCGAACACGAUUCCAGUUCCAACACGCUCAAGUCUUCCAGGCAGACCAGCCCCAAGACUGAGCUUGAACCGAUGAAGAAGGAAGAGUGCUACGAGAUCAUCAUGGGCAAGAGGCAGGCCAACGAGGAGGAAGACAAGCAGGGCAAGGAUAGCAAUGGCAAGUUGAGCAAUGGUAUUCAGAAGGAUGAAGAUAUCAAGCAGAAUGGAGGAAGCCUGAGCUCUCCGUACGUGGAGAAGGAGGAGACAAAAAGCACCGUUGAGGCUCAGACUAAUUACAGAAAGUCCAAGACUGAGCGGAAGCAGAGGCUGUGUGUGAGGAGUGAUGACUCAACGGAUAUGUUUUUCAAUUACGAAGACUUCAGAAAGAAGAGGACCAAUAAGGAAGAGAACGACAAGAGAGACGAUGGCAAUGAUAGACUCAGCGAGGAUGGAGAAGCUGAGCACGAUGCUGGUAGAAGCUCGACCAAUCCAUCUCCCACCCCUUCAAAUACUAAUGCUGGAAGCUUCCGCAGUGCUAGAAGAAAAAGAGCCAAGAAAGUGUUCGAUCCAUCGGAUAACAUGGUUGUGAAGAGGAAGCGAGGAAGGCAACCAAAUGCAUUAAAAGCUCUACUACAAGCACAGCAAGAAGCACAAGACGCAAUGAAAGCGGCAGCGUUGAAGGAAAGUCCCAAAGACCCCAACAGGCAUUGCAGUUUGUGUUCAAAGGACAAGCAGGAAGCUUUGACAGCAUGCCGUGAUUGCACCGUCAGAGCACAUCCUUCUUGCAUAUACACACCAGAAGAAAUUAUGAACAAAACGCACACAAGCUGGCAAUGUGAACGAUGCAAAACUUGCGUAGUUUGCUACGAAACGUCCGAAGCGGGUCCUCUAGUUGCUUGCUAUUCUUGCGAUGAUGCUUUUCACUACACCUGUCACACACCUCGUAUUCCAGUAUCCAAGGCUAAGUGGAAUUGUCACGAAUGUAGCCAAAAACAGUAUAAACCAGCUCCUCAGCAGAACUCCAAUUCGAAUUGGAAUAACAAUUCCACAGAGCAUCAAUCAAAUAACAUACCGCAUCCGAUCUUGAGUCCUCAUGUCUCGCCCGGAAGAAAUGCACCAGAACCCAUGGAUGAUGAUAUUCCUAGAGAAGCAAUUGAUCCUAAUAUACCUGAUGCAUCUGACUGGACUUCAGAGCAAGUAUAUCAGUACUUUGCUAGGCUGUUUCCCAAGGAGGCUGAGAUUUUUAGGCAUCAGGAAAUUGAUGGACACUCAUUGCUACUCUUAAAACGAUCUGAUGUGCUUGGUGGACUGGAUUUACUGCUUGGUCCAGCUCUAAAAAUUUAUCGUCACGUAUUAAAAUUGCAAGUCCGAAGAGAUGAUCCUAAGCUUUAUUGGCUAUAGAAUUAGCAUUAUUUUAUAUUUCGAAUAUGCCUCACCUGAUCACAGCUCUUAUGAAUUUAUUCAUUGCAGAUCACAUUAUUUCAAGUUUUAUUCAUAACGUUCUCAUUUCAUUUUUAUAAAUACUCUCAAAAAAAUGUAUUAAGCUUGUAAAUAUUGCAUUACAUAGUUUUAAUUUUUAUUAGUGCUAAAUGUUAAAGCAUUAACUUUAAGUUUAUUAUGACAUAAGUACUUAGAGGUACUUGCCAUUUUUGUGAUACCCUUCCACAGUAGCCAGGGUACAUAAAAAGUCUUUGUAUUAUACAAACAAAUGUAAAAAAUGAUUAGAAUAAGGAAUGUGAAUCUUGUAAGAUAAAAAACAUUUUUCACCUAAAA
Nasonia vitripennis (jewel wasp) is the source of this 3082-nucleotide messenger RNA. It is a transcript of the gene Lint-O, whose product is annotated as histone-lysine N-methyltransferase 2D. The transcript is spliced from 7 exons. The coding region runs from base 524 to 2710 and encodes 728 amino acids. Gene Ontology annotation, molecular function: DNA binding; protein binding. The record is from RefSeq and is a predicted model, not a curated record. NCBI's taxonomy places the organism in Eukaryota, Metazoa, Arthropoda, Insecta, Hymenoptera, Pteromalidae.